AUCUUUAGCUUUUGUUAAUCCAUUUGAUUUUUUUUGUUAUAUAGUAUUACGCUGCAUACAAUUUAUGGAUCGGGUGGGAAUAUAUAUAUCAUACAGUUACGGAUAGCACACGCAUUUUAUAAGCUAUUUUACCGAGUGAAUUCAAGCUUACCGAUGAAAAGACAAGACUAUUAUCUGAACGGUGAUAGUGGUAAAAUGUCAAGCGAUGGAUUUUAUAUUUCGAAGUCAAAAGCUUUUAUUAUUGUGUUUUUGGCACUGGCUGUUGCCGUCGGUGUCGGCAUUAUAGUACAUUUUGCCGGUUCUGCAGUGAAUGUGGAAUGUGUGUGUACCUUUCCGACGACCGACGGCGGGAAUUCUGUCGGAGAAACGGCAGCUCUUGAGCUAUGCAAAACAUGGGCUUCAGAAGGAUAUACAGAUAUUUGCUCAGUCUGUCCCAAUAACAGAAUGUCCAGCACAAUUUCGACCAGGAUGACACGGAAGACAAUAACAACGCCGCGAACAAAUACAACUUCCGGGUCAGUUACAACAACACAAAAUGUGCCCUCUGUCGUAUCGAAUGUUCGGCUUCCCACGGCUCUCAAACCUUUGUUGUAUACGCUUGAACUUCAGCCUCAUAUGUACACUAUGAACCCGGACGAAUUCACUUUCAAUGGGUCGGUCAGGAUACUGUUUCACUGUAUGGAGAAUACCGACAACAUUACCCUUCAUAUAAAUCAACUGAAUCUAACGGGAUAUAUAUCUGUGACCCACGAGAACAAAAUUGAGGACCUAUAUCAAAGGCAUGAGUUUGAUAUAGCACGACAAUUCAUAAUCAUCUACACCAAAAUACAGCUAAUUGCUGGACGGAACUACACCGUUGAUAUUUCCAGCUUUGUCGGGCCAUUAGUUCCGGGUUUAUCUGGACUAUACAUUAGUUCUUACACCAGAGAAGACACUAAAAUAUAUUUAGCUACGACAAUGAUGGCUCCGAUUGACGCCAGAAAAGUUUUUCCGUGCCAGGAUGAACCAGCUUUCAAAGCAGAAUUUGAUGUUACUAUUUUAAGAAAAGAAUCUAAAAAAGCAAUUUCAAAUACCCCUUUAGCACAGAGUGUAAGUAGAGGCGACGACUGGGUUGCCGACAAGUUUGAGAGAACUCCAAAAAUGUCAACAUAUCUUCUCGCUUUUAUCAUCUGUGACUUUAAUUACACCCAAAAUACAACGAAAUCUGGUAUAACGUAUCGUGCCUGGUCAAGACCGGAGGCAACUGAUCAGACUCAAUACUCUCUUGAUGUGGGUGUCAGGAUACUGACGUUCUACGAGAAAUACUUCAAUAUACCAUACCCGCUUCCGAAACAAGACAUGAUUGCAAUCCCAGAUUUUGCAGCGGGUGCGAUGGAAAACUGGGGUUUAAUCACUUACAGGGAGACAGCCAUGUUGUACCAGCCAGGAGUAUCCUCUGUAAAAAACAAACAAUUUGUUGCUAUUGUCGUCUCACAUGAGCUUUCUCACCAGUGGUUUGGUAACCUGGUGACCCCAUCAUGGUGGGACGAUCUGUGGUUGAACGAAGGAUUUGCCACUUAUAUGCAAUAUAUGGGGGUAGAUCACGUACAUCCCGAAUGGAAAAUGUUUGAACAAUUUGUUGUCGACCUUCAAGACGUGUUCAACAUUGAUGGACUGAUAUCCUCACAUCCUGUCUACGUACCAGUAGCACAUCCGAACGAGAUAAAUGCAAUUUUUGACAAGAUUUCGUACGCUAAAGGAGCAUCUAUAAUCCGGAUGAUGAGAUUUUUCCUUGGGGACGACGUAUUUCAGCAUGGACUUACGAGGUACUUAAAUGGUUUACGCUACGAUGUUGCUUUCCACGAUGAUCUUUGGUUUGCCCUGGGCAACCAAUCACUAGCGGAAGACAACCGUAUAUCUAAUGUGAAAGAAAUCAUGGACACAUGGACCCUCCAAAUGAACUACCCUGUUGUAAAAAUAACAUAUAACAGGACAGGACAGAUCACGGUAGAACAACAUAGGUAUUUGCAGGACCCAAAUGCAAUGGACCCCGGGAAAUAUACAUCUCCGUUCGGCUACAAAUGGCAUAUUCCCUUUGCUUAUACAACUAGCGACGACAAGUGGUUUAACGUGAAUUCUAAUGACGUCAUUAUAAUGAACAAAAAUGAAACUACAAAGACUAUAUCUAAGAACAGCAUACCAGCUCCGACAGGAAACAACUGGGUGCUCGGAAAUCCCAUGCAGUACGGAUAUUACCGCGUAAAUUAUGACGACAGGAAUUGGAUUGCUUUGACAGAGCAACUUAAAUCAGAUCAUACAGUUGUUCAUGUUAUAAACAGAGCCCAGAUUAUAGACGAUGCAUGGAGUCUCGCAAAAUCAGGGGACUUGGAUAUGUCAAUUGCAUUAAGAACAACAGAAUACCUAAAUAAGGAACUAGAUUGGAUACCUUGGUCUGCCGCCAACAACCAGCUGGGUUUUGUCGGUUCUAUGUUAGAGAGGCACCAGUUGAACGAGUCAUUCACUAAAUAUAUGCAGAACAAGACAUCAUCUGCAUUUGAAAAAGUUAAAUUAAACAGCACAGGAACAACACAUCUAGAAUCGUUUUUACGGUCGACUAUUACAAAUCUUGCGUGUUCCUAUGGUGUUGAAGCGUGUGUCGAUGAAGCUAAGCAGCUGUUUGCACAGUGGAUGAGUUCUCCUGAAAACAAUCCAAUCGACCCUGGAAUAAAGUCAACUGUAUAUUGCGUGGCUGUGGCUGAGGGUGGAAUUGAUGAAUGGGAGUUUGUCUUGGUACAGUACAGGACAGCUAACUUGGCUGAUGAGAAGUCAAGGCUCCUGGAAGGCUUAUCAUGCUCCAAACAACCUGUGAUCCUUAGUCGAUACUUGAAAAUGGCGAUAGAUCCCAACGAGAUCAGGCGACAGGACUCAGUGUCGGUAAUUGUGCACAUAUCAAGAAAUACGAAUGGUCGAUCUCUUGCCUGGGAAUUCUUCCAAGCUAACUGGGAUUUCUUAUCAAAUGAUUUUGCCGCGGGUUCAUUUACCUUCUCGACUCUUGUAAGCGGAAUAACAUCAUUGUUCAAUACACAAUUUGAACUUGACCAGUUAAAAGAGUUUGUGGACAGCAAAGCAAGUCUUGGAUCCGGUGAACGUGCUUUUGCUCAGGCGCUUGAAAAAACACAAAGUAACAUCAAUUGGAUGACUGCAAACGUCCCAGUGAUAGAGAGCUGGCUCAAUGAUCAAGGAUACUAAAGGCACGUUAAACGUAUAUGCUACAGAUCAAGAUGUUGGAAAGCGAGUAAGACUUAUGACGCACAAGACUACCUUAUUCCUGAACAGUCCAGAAUACCAUAUUUAUCACUUACCAUUCUUUAUCAAUUGAUAGGAAAUAUUUUUAUUUGGGUAGCCAAUUAAGGAAGUGAUACAUUGUUUACGUCAUAAAUAAUUGAAUGAUUCAAUAACUGUUUUAAAAUAUUUUUAGCCUGGAUAUAAAUUAAUUGAAUAACGGACCAUAUGUAUAUAUUUACUACUAAUAAAAACAAUGGAAUUACUAUGCAGACGGAUAGACAGAAUAUGUAUUUUAUUUUCCUUCAAUGUAAAUGAAGAACUGACAUAUUUACAUGUAUAUAAUAGUAUUUAUUAAUAUUAACAAAUCGAAUAUAUUCAACACAUCGUUAUCAACAACAGCUAACAUUUGUACAGUUUUAGAAAUAUGCCUAAACAAACAAUAUUAUCAUUAGUCCAUGUCACAUACAUAUACGUUUUUCCUUCUUUAACACCUAUCUUUUACUGUGACAAUGGUAAGAAAUGCUUGCAAAUUUUGAUAUAUUUAUCCUUACUGUAAUAAAAGAACAUUAUCUUAUACAUGUAAUGCCAAAAUUGCUCCGCUAUACAAAAACCAUUAGGGUUUUACGAUGAGCAAGAAUCAAGAUCAGUGCACAACCAUACUGUUUGUUUAUCCCCACAUCAAUUCUGUUCGUUUUUCAAUUUCAGCAAUGAUAUGAAACUGAUAAGCGAAUAGUAUGGAUCAAGAUCAGACUGCACAGAUAUGCAGGCUACUAUGGAUCCAUUCUGGUCUUAAGCCCUAAAGUUGGUUUUCGCACAGCGGGGCUAAAAUAAAAAUUGCGAAAGUAUUUAGACAAAAUCAGUCAAACAAAGAAUUCUUACCAGUAGAUGUAUCAUGUAUGUUACAAUAUUACACAUUGUUUUAAUUGCAAAACAAUCGCUCUUACACUAGCAUGUAAAUAUUAUUGGACAAUAGUACAGGAAUAAAUAUAUUAUACAUGAAGCAAAGAGUUGAUCAAUUAUUCAAUGCAUUAAUUAUAGAAAUAUACGGUAUCCGUGAAGAACAAAACAUAUUUUCUAGGUCUUUAAAACUUAUAUACAAACAAAUAUGAUAUAUUAUUAUCGUAAUACCAAAUUUAUAUAUAGCGCCCUUUUCAUGAUAAACACUUUUUAAAGUGCUUUACAUACAUGGACAGCCACACAGGGCGCCAUUCAUCCUCCACUAGUACACAAACUGAGCGAACGGACCAGAGGAACAGAGCGGGAGACGGCCAUUAGAUACAGACCCGUCCGGCUAGUUCAAGCCUUGUUCUUGGCGAAAAGACAGUCUAGUGCUUUAACGUAUCUGGGUUGAAGCAACGAUACACGCGAAGCCAACUUUCCUGGGAAGAACCGGUACUGGCCUCUUAGAUGGGAGACACUCUUAGUAAUUGAAGUGCCUAGACCGAGAUUCGAACACCGGACAUCUGGACUGACAGUCAAGCGUGUUAUGACUAGACCAUAUGAUCUUCAAGGAAUUGUUCUUGUAUUAAAUUAAUUUGAAUGAAAUAGUUACAUUUCCUGGGAUAACUGGAACUAGUAGCUGAAAUUUCGUGCAUACGCAAAACCAAUAUAAUAUCAGUCGAAAUCGUCAAAUAACUAACAUUUUAUAAAUGAACUACCAGUGAUGUCUUGUUAGAAAAACAUAUAUACGGCAAUGUAACGAAAUGAUCAAACACUCAGCAUCUCGCCAUACUAUCAAUUAGAGAUUGUUUAUGUCUGUAAAUCACCCGUUUAAAGAAUAAACUAAUCUAAAAAGGAGAAAAUAGCAUCAUUGAAAAUCGCCUAUCGUUAUGAAUAGAGCAAUUAAAACAAACAUGUUCAACGAUCAAUUUCCAUUACAUAUUAGCCAUUUUUGCCAAAUAUUUAGAAAUGAUUAUAAAUUAAAAUAUCUUUUAACUGCGGUUUUGAAAAAAAGGGAAUGUUAUUCUAUCCAGUGGGAUUGUAACAAGGUUCUUAUUUUUUGUAAGUGGGUUGGGUUACCCUGAAAUCCCGAAAAUAAGCCGGUUUCGAUAAUAAGCCGGUCUCGAAAAUAAGCCACCAUUUCACUACAGGCAAAAGGGGCUCGUAAAUUAGCCGCUCUCAAAAAUAAGCCGCACAUUUUUUUUUGUAUCAGUAAUAGUAUCAAUGACUUUGUCAGGACACCAUAUAAGACAGCAAAAGUUACCAACGUAUACAUAGCAGAUUUAUUUCCAAAUGUAAUAGCAAUAAAACAUACUUUGGAAUAAAAACUUAAAACAAUGCAAGUUGUGCUGAUUUUAAAAACACUUUUUUGUCACAUUUCGGCCGUUUUUAUAGGCGUUAUUGGGCUAUAUUCCCAAAAUUGCACAAACAUUGACCAAAUUAUGGACAAUUUUGUAAUGGCAGUUAUGUUAAAGAGGUUGUACAAUGUGAAACAAGUGUAUGAGAAAGUACUUAAACACAUCCUUACUAUAUCCUGUGGGACUAAAUAUUUCCCAAUUUGGAACAUUUACGCGUCAAAAUUCCCAAUAUUGGGGGUAUAGGCUUUGUUUCCAAAACAGAAAGAAAAAACCCUGCCUAAUUUUAUAGAGUACCAUUCAAUGCGUGUGUACAUUCAAUGUGGCAGAAGGAAUGCCGAUCAUGCUCUGUUAUGUAAAGCAUCCAGACGAUUCAGAUUUUGUUUACACUAGUAAGAAGUCAUUGCAUGCGUUUCUGUAAUUUCAUGUACGUUUUUAUAUGCUAAAAAAUCAACAGACAUGCGUAUAUGCAUUAUUUACGCUAUUACGCAUCUUAUCUGGAGCCCUGCUGAUCUGUUAAUUACUGUAUGUGCCUGUUAUUUUUCAAAAAAAAAAUCUUUUAAUAUCUUGCUCCUAUAUUGAGAUGUACAUCUGCAACAGAAAUGAUGCAAAUUGUUUUUAAUUAACAGUUCAUGUAUUUAUUUGCAACAAAUACCACUUCUUGUAAGUUUUGAUUUACAGGAAUAAAACUAUGUCUUCAGACUCUAAUAUGUGUAUGAAUUACAAAUCAUUUGCGUUUCUGAACAUAACUGAUAUGUGGUGUUAAAGUCGUGCUAGAUUUUUACACGUAACAACUUUUUCAGGUUUUUUGUGCAAAAUUGUCUGCAGUUAAUUGCAUUUUUUGGUAUUUCAUCUAUUUUGAUAUGACUUAUUCAUCCACUAUAAAGAAACAUUUACAUAAUUUCUUGAAAGAGAUUACGAAGCAAUUCAAUAAAAAAAAUAUGACUGGAAAUCUAGCUUCAUUCAAAUACACGGAACCUUCAGUUUGGAAAACAGUGCAUAAUUUCUAAUCUGCACAUUUUUAACUCUUGAAAAUCAUACAUAGAGGAUAUUACAUGAGUGUUUUUCAAUAUUUAAAACAGAAAAGGGUUCAAUGGCUUUCCUUUGCUCCAAACUUGUGCGCCAAUACCUUUAUUCUAUAUAUUUCGGGCUAAUACUUUGUUUCUGGUUCAGAUAUAUGAACAAUUUUUUUACAACUUACAUUACUCUAUAAUGUUGUGAGACAGGGCUUUUUUCCCCUAUAAAUCUACCUCUGGUAAAAGGAAGUAAUCCCAAUGCAAAAAAGUGUGUUUUUUUUUCCGAAGUUGAAUUUAAAAUUCCCAGAUGAUUAUACCUUUUAGGGUUUUUGCUGUUUUAAGAUAGUUUUGCUAAUUUGUAUGUAUAUUUAGGUAUAUUAUAAUACUGUUGAACAAUUACUGAAAUGCAAUUCAUUAAUAUUUCACACAAAAACACAUUGAUGUAGAUUUUGGUAACUUGCAAAUUGUCCCAAUUAAGUCAAUUUCCGAGAACAUUUUCCCAAUUCCAUCGGUGUCUGUGGCAUUCCCAUAUUGAUGAAGAAAAGGCCUGUGAGAGCACUGUAUACAUUUAUGUACCAGCGCAUUAAUUUAAAGGUUCAGUUAGAAAGCCAUUGAACACUAUUUUGUUUUAAACGUAGCAUAAGAACUUAUUUCUUUUGGACUUCAACAAUUAUGCGUCAUAAAAAUAUGAAAAGGGGAUAUAAUUCUACCCAAACUGAAGCCCGAUCUGUCAAUGUGACCAGCCUGAUUAAUUUUAUUCAACGAGUUUAAUAAAUUCAAUCUGGCAAGUCACAAAAUUUUGUAAUAUUUUUUUAUCACAUGUUAGCCUUUCCUGUUGAAACAUUAAAAUUUCUAAAUU
Messenger RNA from Mercenaria mercenaria, 7433 nucleotides. RefSeq names its product aminopeptidase N-like. Gene Ontology annotation, cellular component: cytoplasm. Gene Ontology annotation, biological process: peptide catabolic process; proteolysis. Gene Ontology annotation, molecular function: metalloaminopeptidase activity; peptide binding; zinc ion binding. The transcript has 24 exons. NCBI's taxonomy places the organism in Eukaryota, Metazoa, Mollusca, Bivalvia, Venerida, Veneridae. The record is from RefSeq and is a predicted model, not a curated record. The coding region runs from base 154 to 3228 and encodes 1024 amino acids.